Molecule: messenger RNA, 970 nt
Organism: Tribolium madens (black flour beetle)
Lineage: Eukaryota; Metazoa; Arthropoda; Insecta; Coleoptera; Tenebrionidae
Exons: 5
Coding region: 141-920 (259 amino acids)
Cellular component (GO): membrane
Source: RefSeq, a predicted model, not a curated record
UACCGAAAAUUUGAAAAAAAUGCGUGGUGGGUGGUGGUGGUGGCUUAAUAAAACAUAGUUUUUUUUUAAAUAAACUCUGUCAGUGUGAUAUCUGUCAUUAAUGUCGUUAACAAUCUACCAAAAAACUUAAGCUCGGGGCAAUGGAAGUCACACAUUCGAGGAAAAAAUCGAGGAAGAAACGAAGAAAGAAGCCAAUUUACCUUGAGCUCAAACGUUCAACAGCUUUAUUUUUCACAAUAACAAAAUUGCUAACUCUGCUUGCAAUUUUAAUGCUAGUUACAAGUACUAGGCAGCCAUUUUACAACAUACUUUUAAUUGAGAAAAAAGAUAUCCCAUACUUGAAAAAUAUUGAAAAUACGAUAAUUAUUCUUGUAAUUAUGAUUAUAACAUGUUCACUUCUUGUGUCACUGUUGGCUGUUUACGGCUACGGGUGUUCUAGUCGUUAUGUCUUGUUUUUCUAUGGCAUAGUUUUGAUUUACUCCAUCAUUUUCUUCGCAUACAUAGGAGUAGUUGCCUGUCUCGUAAGAGAUGACACUGAUAUUAAAAAAAAACAACUUUUUCUCAAUUAUGAAACGAACAGGCAAUUGAAAAGAGCCGUGCACAUAAUACAGACUACUUACAACUGCUGCGGUUCUCCUGAUUUUCGAUAUAAAAAUUAUUAUAAUUUACCGGAGAGUUGCUGUCCAGUCAACACAACGGCGUGUUUUCACCACAAUGCUUACAAAAACGUCUGCAAUAUUACUCGCUUAACUGUAUGCAAAGCAAUAAAAGACGCCUAUUUGACAGGUUAUGUAAUGCUACUUUUUAUACCUCUUACUGCAGCAUCGUUGGUGCAAAUAGGGCUUGUCCUCAACCUAGUCUACGAAUUCUCCAAGUCGAAGCGAAAGCAAACAGAUGAAAAUAUCGAAUACCAUUUGUAAAAUAUAUUAAUUUAUAUUUAUGUUCUUCCUAGUUUUCAAGAGUCUUUAAA